This is a messenger RNA of Penicillium cinerascens, 1908 nucleotides long. RefSeq lists its product as uncharacterized. NCBI's taxonomy places the organism in Eukaryota, Fungi, Ascomycota, Eurotiomycetes, Eurotiales, Aspergillaceae. The transcript has 2 exons. The record is from RefSeq and is a predicted model, not a curated record. Gene Ontology annotation, cellular component: nucleus. Gene Ontology annotation, molecular function: RNA polymerase II transcription regulatory region sequence-specific DNA binding; DNA-binding transcription factor activity, RNA polymerase II-specific. The coding region runs from base 1 to 1908 and encodes 635 amino acids. Gene Ontology annotation, biological process: regulation of transcription by RNA polymerase II.
AUGAUGGCCCUCGAGUCUGCCAGAUCCAAGCAGUCUUUCUUCCAACCGAUGACGAUGGAUCCCAACUUCGGCGACAUGUUUUAUCCCGUCGACAAUGUUUCUCCAUAUGCCCAGACGGCCGACUACUCCCGUUUCCAAUACUUGAAUGAUUCCACCUUGUUCGACUCGCAUAUCCACAAGUCCUCCAACCUCCCUUCCAUGCCUACGACUCCUCCCUCCGUCUCCGCAUCCCACUCCGAUCCCCGAAUCCCUACCGGCUCCGCGGCCUCUGGCCCUUCGAUCGCCAGCGCACCUUCAUCCGCCAUCGGCUCUCCAUACGCUGGCCACCAGCAGGUCCUCCAAGAUCAGUGGGUCAACACGGGCCACGGUCUCGGUCUUUCCGCUGCAGUGAUGAACGAAUUCUUCCCCAAUGAAUACGCCGCGAGCGCCGUGGACAUGGACGGGAUCUACCAUGAAAAGUUGCCGUAUACACAUAUCGAUCCUUACCUGAUCCAGCCGGUACAAAAUGGCCCCGAGUUCACUCCCACCAUCUCCUAUCCCGACCACUCCAACUCCACUUACACUACCGCCCCGCACAACUUUAUCUCUCACUCUCCCGCCGCAUCCCCUGUCCCAUACAGUGAAAAUGUCGAGUCUCAGCCAUUGCUCUACCCCGUACCACAACACUCGCCAAUGAUGAUGCCCGACUCGCACUCGCGACCCGUCUCGGUUUAUGACCGAAGAUCUUCCAUCUCCUCCAUCCGAUCCCGUCGCUCCCAGCAGAGUCCCGCUCUGAGCAGCAUUGAAGCGGAUGACGAGGCCAGGGAGAAAGGCCGGUGCCCUCAUCCUGAUUGCGGCCGAGUCUUCAAAGACCUGAAGGCCCACAUGCUCACUCACCAGUCCGAGCGGCCAGAAAAGUGCCCGAUCGUCACUUGCGAGUACCACACUAAGGGCUUCGCGCGCAAAUAUGACAAGAACCGCCACACCUUGACCCACUACAAGGGGACAAUGGUGUGCGGCUUCUGCCAUGGCUCCGGCUCUCCCGCGGAGAAGAGCUUCAACCGCGCCGACGUCUUUAAGCGCCACCUGACUUCCGUCCACGGAGUCGAGCAGACACCGCCGAACUGCCGCAAGCGCACCCCGUCCUCCGCCAAGCGGGGCACCAACUACAGCAGCGAUGCCACCGGCAAGUGCUCGACUUGCUCGGCGACAUUCAGCAAUGCUCAGGACUUCUAUGAACAUCUGGACGACUGUGUCCUGCGCGUGGUGCAGCAAGAAGAGCCCUCAGAGGCCAUCAACCAGCAGCGACUCACCGAAGUCGCCGCAGACGAAGAGGUAAAGAAGACGAUGGAGAAACAUCAACUCCUCGACGCGGCCGGCCCCGUCGACUUUGAUGAUAACGACUCUUACGACGACGACGAUUCCCACGACCUAGCCAACUGGCGCGCCGGCCGUCCCAAAUCUAAGGGUGUCCCCAGUUCGCGCCCCAUCAUCGGCUCUGGCAACGCCGUCUCCAAGAACACCGCGGGCAAGGCUCGCGCUGUCGCAACCCGCCGCCGCAACAACCGCGGUAACUACCCGCAGUCCUGGGGCUGUCCCAACAGCGGCAUGAAGACUAAGAAGCGCGUGCUGUGCGUCUUUGACGGCCAGCGCCGUCUGUGGAAGGAUGAGAUGAUGCUCAACAAUGAGUUCGAGGUUCGUCUGCAUCUUCCCGGCGGCGCAGGCGACGGCACAAACCGCGACGCCUAUAUCACAGACCUGGACGUGGAAACGAUGAAGCGCGCCGAAGGCGUCCUCAGCGCGAAUGAUGAAGAGCGCGGUCCCUGGAUGGACGGACCCUCGCCGCACCUCAUGGGCCAACCGGCAAUGCUACUGCCCGAGCUGUGCCCCCAGGACGAUGGAUUAUCCAUCAACGAACUCAUGGCAUGA